GGCGCGCGUGAGAGCCACAUCAAACUGCAGUAGCUAGCCCUGUCGGCCUGUUUGGAAAGCUACGCUAACUUAUACCCAUUUCCCGCCAGUGACAGUUUGAGCGACGGGAAAAGAUGGCGAGGAGCUCUUAUAAUCACGUUCCUGCUUGUUUCUGCCGGCUCAUAUCUGUUUUUGUUUUUAUUUGUUGUGAAGUCUCGUCGAUAUGAUUCCCGAACAACCAUAUUUUCUCCAGAAGGACGCCUUUACCAGGUGGAGUACGCGAUGGAGGCCGUCGGUCACGCCGGAACAUGCCUGGGGAUUCUGGCCAACGACGGCGUGCUGCUGGCGGCGGAGAGACGCAACAUCCACAAGCUGCUGGACGAGGUCUUCUUCUCCGAGAAGAUCUACAAGCUCAAUGAGGACUUGGCCUGCAGCGUCGCUGGAAUCACGGCGGACGCCAACGAGCUGCGGCUGAUCGCACAGAGGUAUUUGUUGCAGUACCAGGAGCCAAUCCCCUGCGAGCAGCGGGUGACGGCGCUGUGUGACAUCAAACAAGCGUACACGCAGUUCGGAGGCAAGAGGCCGUUCGGCGUGUCUCUGCUCUACAUGGGCUGGGACCAGCACUACGGCUUCCAGCUGUACCAGAGUGACCCCAGUGGCAACUACGGAGGCUGGAAGGCGACCUGCAUCGGCAACAACAGCGCCGCGGCCGUGUCCAUGCUGAAGCAGGACUUCAAAGAGGGCGAGAUGAAGCUGGCGUUGGCCGUCAAAGUCCUCAACAAGACGAUGGACGUCAGUAAACUCUCGGCGGAGAAAGUGGAGAUCGCCACUCUGACACGAGAAGACGGGAAAACCCAAAUCAAGGUGCUGAAGCAGAAGGAGGUGGAGGAGCUCGUCAAGGAGCACGAGGCGGAGGAGGCCAAGACGGAGAAGCAGAAGAAGGAGAAGGAGCAGAGGGAGAAGGACAAAUGAGCAACAUCUCAAUUAGUUUCAUUUCCUCCUGUGUUUUGUCUUUUAUAUUAAAAGUUUGUAAACUGA
This is a messenger RNA of Pseudoliparis swirei, 1017 nucleotides long. RefSeq names its product proteasome subunit alpha type-4-like. Lineage: Eukaryota; Metazoa; Chordata; Actinopteri; Perciformes; Liparidae. The transcript has 8 exons. The record is from RefSeq and is a predicted model, not a curated record. Gene Ontology annotation, cellular component: nucleus; proteasome core complex, alpha-subunit complex; proteasome core complex. Bases 262 to 951 code for a protein of 229 amino acids.